Messenger RNA from Echinops telfairi (small Madagascar hedgehog), 4610 nucleotides. RefSeq names its product WASH complex subunit 5 (gene WASHC5). Gene Ontology annotation, biological process: endosome organization; actin filament polymerization; endosome fission. The record is from RefSeq and is a predicted model, not a curated record. Gene Ontology annotation, cellular component: endosome; WASH complex. Lineage: Eukaryota; Metazoa; Chordata; Mammalia; Afrosoricida; Tenrecidae. The coding region runs from base 210 to 3518 and encodes 1102 amino acids. The transcript is spliced from 28 exons.
CUUGGGUGGGAGGAAGGGUGCGUGGCGACGCGGAGCGUGACCGCUGGCGCUGCGCGAGCGCUGCCGGCGCGGCCCAGGUGACAGGUUGUUGAAUGGCGCGGCCAGUCUGUCAGCAGACUCGGCUUCAUCUCAGGGUCUGCAGGCUCCCGCUCUGAGGCCCCCGGAGCAGUCCUGCCGGCGAGGGCCUGCAGGAGUCGGCCGGCCUCACUAUGCUGGACUUCCUUGCCGAGAACAACCUCUGCGGCCAGGCAAUCCUGAGGAUCGUCUCCUGCGGCAACGCCAUCAUUGCUGAACUCCUGCGGCUCUCCGAGUUCAUCCCCGCUGUCUUCAGGCUGAAAGACCGAGCCGAUCAGCAGAAGUAUGGGGACAUCAUAUUUGACUUCAGCUACUUUAAGGGCCCAGAAUUCUGGGAAAGCAAACUGGAAGCUAAGCCAGAGCUGCAGGAUUUAGAUGAAGAAUUCCGAGAAAACAACAUAGAGAUUGUGACCAGAUUCUACUUAGCGUUUCAGAGUGUGCAUAAGUACAUCGUAGACUUAAACAGAUACCUGGAUGACCUCAAUGAAGGUGUUUAUAUUCAGCAAACCUUAGAGACUGUGCUUCUCAAUGAAGAUGGUAAACAACUCUUGUGUGAAGCACUUUACUUAUAUGGCGUGAUGCUGCUGGUCAUCGACCAAAAGAUGGAAGGAGAAGUCAGAGAGAGAAUGCUAGUUUCCUACUACCGAUACAGUGCUGCCCGGUCUGCCGAUUCAAAUAUCGAUGACAUCUGUAAGCUGCUUCGAAGUACAGGUUAUUCCAGCCAGCCAGGAGCCAAAAGACCCCCCAACUACCCCGAGAGCUAUUUCCAGAGAGUGCCUAUCAACGGUUCCUUCAUUAGUAUGGUCAUCGGCCGCCUCAGAUCUGACGAUAUUUACAACCAGGUCUCUGCGUACCCACUGCCCGAGCACCGCAGCACAGCCCUGGCCAACCAAGCCGCCAUGCUGUAUGUCAUCCUCUACUUCGAGCCCUCCAUCCUGCACAGCCAGCAGGCCAAGAUGAGAGAGAUCGUGGAUAAGUACUUUCCAGAUAAUUGGGUAAUUACCAUUUACAUGGGAAUCACAGUAAAUCUAGCAGAUGCUUGGGAACCGUACAAAGCUGCCAAGACCGCCCUAAACAACACCCUGGACCUUUCCAAUGUCAGGGAGCAGGUAGCCUGUGACCCAAACAACAAACGCAUCCGUCAAAUCAAGGACCAGAUUCUAACGGACUCCAGGUACAACCCCAAGAUCCUCUUCCAGCUGCUACUGGACACGGCACAGUUUGAGUUUAUUCUCAAGGAGAUGUUCAAGCAGAUGCUCUCCGAAAAGCAGAGCAAGUGGGAGCGUUACAAGAACGAGGGCUCGGAGCGGAUGACCGAGCUGGCCGAGGUCUUUUCUGGAGUGAAGCCGCUAACCAGAGUGGAGAAAAAUGAAAAUCUUCAAGCGUGGUUCAGAGAGAUCUCAAAACAAAUACUGUCCUUGAACUAUGAUGAUUCUACUGCUGCGGGCCGCAAAACCGUGCAAUUGAUCCAAGCCUUGGAGGAGGUUCAAGAGUUCCACCAGUUGGAAUCCAAUCUGCAAGUAUGUCAAUUUCUGGCUGACACCCGAAAAUUUCUCCACCAAAUGAUCAGGACCAUUAACAUCAAAGAGGAGGUCCUGAUCACAAUGCAGAUCGUAGGGGACCUCUCCUUCGCCUGGCAACUAAUCGACAGUUUUACCUCCAUCAUGCAAGAGAGCAUACGGGUGAACCCAGCCAUGGUUACUAAACUCAGAGCUACGUUCCUGAAGCUUGCCUCUGCCCUUGACCUGCCCCUUCUUCGCAUCAACCAAGCCAACAGCCCCGACCUUCUCAGCGUGUCUCAGUAUUACUCUGGUGAACUGGUGUCCUAUGUGCGAAAGGUUUUGCAGAUCAUUCCAGAAAGCAUGUUUACGUCUCUUCUGAAGAUCAUAAAGCUUCAGACCCACGAUAUCAUCGAGGUGCCAACCCGCCUGGACAAAGACAAGCUGAGAGAUUAUGCCCAGCUGGGCUCACGAUACGAGGUCGCCAAGCUCACUCAUGCUAUUUCCAUUUUCACUGAAGGCAUUCUGAUGAUGAAAACCACGCUGGUCGGCAUCAUCAAGGUGGAUCCGAAGCAGUUGCUGGAAGAUGGAAUCAGGAAGGAGCUCGUGAAACGCGUUGCCUUUGCCCUGCACAGGGGCUUGAUCUUCAACCCGAGAGCCAAGCCAAGUGAAUUGAUGCCCAAGCUGAAGGAGCUGGGGGCUACCAUGGAUGGAUUCCAUCGUUCUUUCGAAUACAUCCAGGACUAUGUCAACAUUUACGGCCUCAAGAUCUGGCAGGAAGAAGUGUCUCGCAUUAUAAAUUACAACGUGGAGCAAGAGUGUAAUAACUUCUUAAGAACAAAGAUUCAAGACUGGCAAAGUAUGUACCAGUCGACUCACAUUCCGAUACCAAAGUUUACCCCCGUGGACGAGUCCGUCACCUUUAUCGGCCGCCUCUGCAGAGAAAUCUUGCGGAUCACAGACCCAAAAACGACAUGUCACAUAGACCAGCUAAACACUUGGUAUGAUCUGAAAACACAUCAAGAAGUGACCAGUAGUCGGCUCUUCUCAGAAAUCCAGACCACGCUGGGAACCUUUGGUCUGAAUGGAUUAGACAGGCUUCUGUGCUUCAUGAUUGUGAAAGAGUUACAGAAUUUCCUCAGUAUGUUUCAGAAAAUUAUCCUGAGGGACAGAACUGUUCAAGACACUCUAAAAACCCUCAUGAAUGCUGUCAGCCCCCUCAAAAGUAUUGUAGCAAAUUCAAAUAAGAUCUAUUUUUCUGCCAUUGCCAAAACACAGAAGAUUUGGACAGCUUAUCUCGAGGCUAUCAUGAAGGUUGGGCAGAUGCAGAUUCUGAGACAGCAGAUUGCAAAUGAACUAAACUACUCCUGUCGGUUUGACUCCAAGCAUCUGGCAGCUGCUCUGGAGAACCUCAAUCAGGCUCUCUUAGCAGACAUUGAAGCUCACUAUCAGGACCCUUCACUGCCUUACCCCAAAGAAGACAACACCCUCUUGUAUGAGAUCACAGCCUAUCUGGAGGCGGCUGGCAUCCACAAUCCUCUGAGUAAGAUCUACAUAACAACAAAACGCUUGCCUUAUUUUCCAAUUGUCAACUUCAUAUUUCUGAUCGCCCAGUUACCAAAACUGCAGUACAACAAAAACCUAGGAAUGGUCUGUCGCAAGCCUGCAGACCCUGUCGACUGGCCACCGCUAGUCCUGGGCCUGCUCACUCUGCUAAAGCAGUUUCAUUCCCGGUACACGGAACAGUUCCUGGCGCUGCUCGGCCAGUUCGUCCGCUCCACCGUGGAGCAGUGCACAAGCCAGAAGAUACCUGAGAUGCCUGCUGAUGUGGUAGGCGCCCUUCUGUUCCUGGAGGACUAUGUUCGAUACACGAAACUUCCCAGGAGGGUCGCUGAAGCACACGUGCCUAAUUUCAUCUUUGAUGAAUUCAGAACAGUACUGUGACGUCAUGUUUCUGCCGCUGCUUCAAGAAAGGGGUUGUUCGUAAGUCUUUCCACCAGCACGAAAAUGAACAUGCAGAUGGAAAGAAACUCAACUGCUCAAGUACCCUGGCUGCUUCCCCUCUUGCGGGAGACAGUACCAUCCUGAGUUGACGCAUCAUCUCACAGCGCUAGUUAAGAUUAUUCAUUCUGUUUAAAUCAUAUGCAAUUUAUAUCCUGUAGACGCAGAACAGAGUUUUGUACUGCCUCUUAUAAAUGCUGAAUAUAAUUGAUAUGCAUAAAUCCAUCUAGUUUUAUGUUCAAAAGAACUAUUUGUGUAACUUCAAAUUUUUAGCAAAAUAGUACUGCCGGUACCCAAAAUUGUCCUGCUGCUUUCUGCUUAUGUUCCAAAUACUACAUACUUACCCUAUAAAAAGGGUUGCUUCCAAGUCGAGAUGAAUCUGGGGGCGCAGGGGCUACACCACACCAUGCUGGCAGGCCCAUGUGCUGAUCUCACUGGUGGGCCAUGUGCAGUGGAUAGUUCUUGGAGGCUGAGGCACACCUUCUUUACCAAUCGCAGAUGCCCGGGGCAUUUCCAGCACCCCUUCUGUAGGACUCCCUCACUUUAUCUGCACCUUCCUUUCUCCCAUCCUUCCCCAGCAGACUGUAGCCCCUGAACCCUGCCCCAGUUCCCCAAACUAUAUUGCUAACCCUAAGCUGAUGUUUUUUUCUAACAAUUUAGCCAAAAAACUUUUAUUGCUUCUAAAAUCCUACAUCACUUGUACCUGAAAAUGAUUCUGUAAAAGGAGCUGAUCUGUGGCAAUUUGGACAUCAAAUUGGCUGAGCGAGAGAAAAGUUUUGGGGUUUUCUUCACCAUUCUCGGAAGCGAUGUUUGAAAAUAAUAGUAAUCCACAGCAGGAAACACAAAGUACAUCUGAGGUCACUAUGCAUUUUAUUUUCAUGUCCCACAAUGCCUUAUUCCAUAUGGUGAAUGCAAAAGAAAAACCGCAUUCCUCUGCAGUAACACUCAUUUAUGGUGACAAUCAUUUCUUUGAAAUAUCUAACUUGUCUGACCCUUCAUUUAAGUUGCAAAUUAAAGGAUAUAUUUACACAUGUA